This is a messenger RNA of Emiliania huxleyi CCMP1516, 945 nucleotides long. RefSeq lists its product as hypothetical. The transcript has 5 exons. The record is from RefSeq and is a predicted model, not a curated record. The coding region runs from base 1 to 945 and encodes 314 amino acids. Gene Ontology annotation, molecular function: peptide-methionine (S)-S-oxide reductase activity. Lineage: Eukaryota; Haptophyta; Isochrysidales; Noelaerhabdaceae.
AUGCAGAGCUGGGAGGAGGCGGAGGAGCUGCGGCUAGCGGCCGACCAGGCGACCGCUUCCGAGGAGUGGGAGGCGGCCGAGGAGCUCGAGCAAAAACGCCGGCGGCUACUGGAGCGCGUGGACGCCUUCUUCGUGGAGGAUGCGCCCUGCGUCGAGCUCGCUGGCACCAUGCAAGCGUCGGCCAUUCUGGCGAUCGCAGCCACCGCCACCGCGAAGUGUGCCGCGCUGCGGCACAUUGGCCGGCGCAGCGCAAUUGGACUUGCCGGCAGCGCCGCGGUCGCGGCCGUCGUCCCUGAUGCUGCCAAUGCCGCCGCGGACCCGACCGUCAAGAUUUACUUCGGCGCGGGUUGCUUUUGGCACGUUCAGCACGAGUUUGUGGGCGAGGAGGUCGCCGCGCUGCAGCGAGGGCCGGAGAGCAUCACUGCGCGGACGGGCUACGCAGGCGGCACACUCGGCGGCGGGCUGAAGGACGGGAAGGUGUGCUACCACAACUUUAAAGGCGUGGCCGACUACGGCUCGCUUGGCCACGCCGAGGCCGUUCAGCUGGAGGUUCCGACGUACUUUGACCUCUUCGGUAGCCGCGGCUACCGGCACGACCCCCAGGACCGCGGCGGAGAGUACCGCUCGGCCUCGCCGCUCUUCCCCGUCAUCAAGCAGGCAGCGCUCGAGAGCCAAGGCGGCAUGAAGCUGUACGCGGGCAGGGGCAACGAGCCCGACACCAUCGGCGACAAGGCGGUGCUGGUGUACGAUAGCGACAAGUACCCCUUCUACCCGGCCGAGCUCUACCACCAGUUCCACGACGACUUCAUGGGGCCGAGCUACGGCAAGGCGUACAACAGCCUGCAGGGCCGCCAGUACAAGCAGGGCCUGGUCGGUCUGACGGGCUGCCCCGACAUGGACCCGGUCCGGGACGAGGGGCGGUACGCCAAGGGGUUCCCCUCGUGA